ACCGGAGAACAACGCACUUGUGUUGCGUACGUCGGUCACAUGCAUUGCAUCUGCAUCCGGAGUAGCGAGUUCUAGACACAGCAGGCAACAGACUGAGGUAGCCCAGCGAGCGAGCGAGCAAUGGCAACCCUCAGCGCCGCCCCCCUCGUCGGCGCGGCCGCCGUCGCCAGGCCGUGUCAGGCUCAAGGUUUGCCGCAGCUGAGGGUGAGAGCCGAGAAGGCGAGGUGCGGCGCCGCCCACUCGAGGCGGCCGAGCCAGCGGCGGGACGGCAACAACGGCGCAUCGUCGUCGCUUCUGGCCGUGGCCACCAGCGCGGUGACCACGUCGCCCGCGCUGGCGCUGGUGGACGAGCGGAUGUCGACGGAGGGCACCGGGCUCAGCCUGGGGCUCAGCAACAACCUGCUGGGGUGGAUCCUGCUGGGCGUCUUCGGCCUCAUCUGGUCCCUCUACACCGUCUACACCUCCACGCUCGACGAGGACGACGACUCCGGCCUCUCGCUCUGAACUCAUCCGUCGAUUAUUCCUAGCUACUGUAUUUUUUGUUCAGCCUGACCCGUGAGUUCGAUCGAUCUAUGCAUGCGUUGGUGCAGACGAAGCUUAAGACCGUGGUUGUAUGCGACCGUAAUUCAGUUGUUGCAUCUCAGAUGGUAAUGAUAAUGACGAGUACG
This is a messenger RNA of Zea mays, 668 nucleotides long. RefSeq lists its product as uncharacterized. NCBI's taxonomy places the organism in Eukaryota, Viridiplantae, Streptophyta, Magnoliopsida, Poales, Poaceae. Gene Ontology annotation, cellular component: photosystem II; chloroplast; chloroplast thylakoid membrane. The record is from RefSeq and is marked validated. Gene Ontology annotation, biological process: photosystem II stabilization; photosynthesis.